AUGGCGGCUUCCGCAAGUUUGGUGUCUCGGUUCCGUGCUUGUUUGGCGUCUGCCGUAGCAGGGGAUGUUUUAGGAAGUGAAUUUGAAGGAAUUUCUGCAGUUUCAUUGAAAGCAGCAACACAGCAUGUUGAGAGGUUUUCUUCGAAUACAGAUGAACGUCAGCUGGAAUUCACAGAUGACACAGCCAUGGCAAGAUCUAUCUGUGUGUCAUUAAUUCAUAAUAAAGGGUACAAUGCAAAACACAUGGCACGAAGGUUUGCAGAGGAGUACAAGAGACAACCUCACCGGGGAUAUGGAGGAAAUGUUAUAUCUGUAUUUGAACAACUCUUAGAUGAAUCCUUGCUGGAUGUAUAUGAACCAUCUCGUAAACAGUUUGAUGGAAGCGGUUCCUAUGGUAACGGUGGUGCAAUGAGAAUAGCUCCUGUUGCGUUGUUUGCCUAUAAUGAUUUGAAUGCAAUGAAGAAGAUAGCCAAGGAGAGUACACUAUUAACACACUCCAACUAUUUAGGCUACAAUGGAGCAUUACUCCAGUGUGCUGCAGUCUACUACAUAUUACAUAGUUCACAACCCUUUGAUGUAGAUAACUACUUAGAUCAGUUACAUCAGUUUAUGCAUGACUUAGAAGAGGAGACCAAACCAGAAACUUCGUACUGUGUGAAAAUAAAGAAAAUAAAAGAUAUGCUUCAAGACAGUACUCUAUCUAAUGCAAAGGUUGUAGAAACACUAGGUCAUGGUAUAGCAGCCUAUGAAUCAGUACCAACAGCUAUUCAUGCAUUUAUUCAUUGCUUGGAACCAGUUAAAGAUAGGAAUAGUAAUGGAAUAUUACGAACUAUAAUUUAUGCUAUUACUUUAGGUGGAGACACAGAUACUAUAGCCACCAUGGCAGCCGCCAUUGCUGGUGCAUAUUAUGGGAUGGAGCAAGUUCCAGAUGCUUGGAGCAAAAGUUGUGAAGGCGUUGAUGAUGCUAUAGAAUAUGCUGAUCAGUUAUACAAAUUAUGUAAUAAUAACUAAAUUUCUCAGUCACAGUUUCUAAAAAAAUUUUUAUUUGAGUCACAGCUGUUUUUAUUAUUUAAAAAGUGGGCAGGAC
Molecule: messenger RNA, 1087 nt
Organism: Saccoglossus kowalevskii
Lineage: Eukaryota; Metazoa; Hemichordata; Enteropneusta; Harrimaniidae
Product: ADP-ribosylhydrolase ARH3-like
Cellular component (GO): nucleus; mitochondrion
Source: RefSeq, a predicted model, not a curated record